AGCCCCAAGGAGAGAGUAGCAGAGAGUCCAUGAUGGCGGACUCAAAGCUUUUCCUUUCUCUACUACUUACCACGCUAACCCUGACGCAUGCCCAAGAGGAGCAUUCACCCUGCCUGAUAAACCAAAGAUACAAAGCCAACCACAAGUAUGAAUAUGAGUACAAUGCUGAGUCUUUGAAUGCCAUCAAUGGUGCUUCAAAUCUCAGGAAUGGACCCAAGGCCACUUGCAAGGUUGAAAUUGAAGUACCUCAGACUUGUAGUUUCAUCAUCCGCACCACUGGCUGUAGCCUGAGUGAGGUGGUCGACAUGGACACAGAGGGCAACCCUAUGUUCAGUCCAGCUGCCAGCUCAGAGGCCUUUUCUGCUGAAAUGGAGAGGUACUCUCUGAAGGUUGUGAUUGAGGGUGUGCACGAUGUGAAACUGUACCCUGAAAUUGGUGAAACAACAACCAUCCUGAACAUGAAGAGGGGUAUCAUCUCUGCUCUGGCUGUGCCUCUGCUGGAAGAAGUCAAGCAAAGGAAUAUGCCCACAAUCCAUGGCAUUUGCAAGACCCAUUUCUCAACCAACACGAGAGAGGACAUCGCAACAGACAUCAGCCUCACCAGGGAUCUGUCUGAAUGUGACAAAUUUGUCCCAAUGAGAGAUCACACAAGCCCGCUGGCACUCAUCUCUGGCAUGCAUUUCCCUCUGUCCAAGCUGAUCAGAAGCAAACAGACCUGCAACUACAAGUUUGACAAUGAGAAGAAACACAUGACCUCUGGCUCCUGCACUGAGAAACACAUCCUCAUUCCCUUCUCACACAAGGGAGAAUAUGGAGUCACCAAUGUUGGAAAGCAAGACCUGACUCUGGUUCAAGUAUCUCCUUACAACGAUGGAGUCUUUGACCACAGUCACAUUGUCAAGGGUCUUCCCAUGGAGACUGUUGAGGACAAGAGUGUUAUCCAGGAUAAAGAUGCAGGUCUGAAACUCCUCGGAGAACUGGCCACUCUGCCUGAGAAUGAGAGUGACAGGAGGGCCAACCUCUUCCAAAAGCUGGUCACCAUCGUCCGUGGAAUGAAGGCCGAGACCCUGAGUCCCGCCAUCCCUGAAGCCCUUGCCGUGUCCCGUGUCCUGACCUUCCAGGUCCUCGCCCAGUGUGGAACCCCUGAGUGCAGCAGUGCCAUCAUGCAGAUCUUCAGGACUCUUGACACCUCUUCACCCGAGGUUGAUGCUGGUGUUUUUGCGAUGGGACUCGUCUCCAAUCCCUCUGCCUUGCUGAUCAAUGACAUGCUCGAGAUGGCCAAAUACAAGCCCAGCAAGCCCAUCAUGUAUGCCCUGAGCAAUGUUGUCAAGAGGUUUUAUAAAGCUGAAGGAAAACUGAUCCCAGAAAUACAUUCAGUUGCUGAGUUCAUGGCUGCAAAGUUGGGCGACUGCUCUGGCGACAAGGACAGCACUUUCAUGACAUUGAGGGUUAUUGGAAACAUGGCUGCAGCUAUGGGACCUGCCAGUCCUGCACUCAGAGCUGCUGUGAUCCAGUGUGUGAACCAACCUGAAGCUUCCUUGUCUGUGCAGCAGGCUGCGAUUCAAGCAUACAGACUCACUCCUGUCCCCGAAGAGGGCAGAGAGGUUCUAAUGCAGGUGCUCUUGGACAGUGCCAGUCCCAUGCAAAAGCGUAUUGCUGCAUAUCUGGUACUUAUGAAAGACCCCCAGCCAACUGAACUGGCCCAGCUGGCUAUUUCCAUGCCAAAUGAGCAGGACCAACAAGUCAAGAGCUUUGUGAUCUCCCAUGUGACCAACAUUUUGUCCUCAACUGAGGCAGAGACCCAAGAUCGGAGGCAGAGGAUUCUUGAUGCCCUACAGGGUAACGAAAUUGGACCAAUUAUGGACCCUACUAAGUUUUCAAGCAACUAUAAGAUCGGCUCUGUGGAGGGCAACAUGAUAUUUGAGGGUACCAGCUACCUGCCAAAGGAGGUCAUGCUUGAAAUGACUCUCAAGGCUUUUGGCUAUGACAUUGACAUGAUGGAGGUUGGUAUGGAGGGCAAAGGAUUUGAGCCAACUGUUGAUAUCCUGUUUGGAGAGGAUGGAUUCUUCCCUGACACUGCCUUGAAAACAAUGUACUUCGUCUCUGACAACAUGCCACUCAGAGUCAAUGAGAUCCUGAAGAACAUGAUGCCUGCCUUAAAAAGGGACAGGAUGAAGAGAGAGGCGUCUCAGAACCUGAUGAGGGAAAUGAGUCGAAACAUCAACAAACUUGUGAGGGAACUGAGGACAACCCAGUCCCCCGAAGCAAUGGUUUAUCUGAGACUUUUGGGAAAUGAGCUGGGAUACCUGAAGACCAGUGAAAUCUCAGAGAUGGCCUACUCCGCUGCCUUGAUGAUAGACAACAUGUUAAAGAUGUUUCCAACAGAUCUUGUGAAGGCAUUGAUGACCAAGUCUGACAACACAAUCUUUGCCCACUACAUCUUCAUGGACAAUGAGUUCUUCUUGCCUACUACCACUGGCGUGCCUCUGAGGAUUGCACUGUCUGGUACUUUCACCCCUGGCAUCAAGGGUGGACUCAAGAUUGCUCCUGACAUGAAUGAAGUUACCUUCAUGCCCUCUGCUGGCAUUGAGUUUGACACUAGGGUUGGUUCAUACAUCCCUGAAUAUGUCAAGUCUGGGUUAGAGAUGCACACCAGCAUGUUCCACGAGAGUGGUCUCAGUGCCAAGAUCUCCCUGGACCGUGACAAUGUCAAGCUGACCAUCCCUGCUCCAAUGCAUCCAAUGAAGCUCGUCAAAAUAACUAACAACUUGGUGGCAGUGACUGGAUCAGCAGAGUUGACCAUCCCUCCUACAGUGACGGACAAGGUUGAUGUCAGUGAGUGCACUCCCUUCUUCGCUGGAAUGAAAUACUGCACUGCUCUACAGUACACUGAUGCUUUCUCUCAAGAGACAACCCCCUACUUCCCCUUUACUGGAGACAGCAGAUUUGCCAUCGAACUCCACCCAACUGGUGAAGUCACUGAGUAUACAGCUACCAUUGCCUACGAGCUCCUCAGGGAGGGAGAAGAGGGCCGGCAGAAGGUUGACUCACUGAAGUUUGUUCUGAGAGCUGAAGGUGCAGAGCCAACUGAAGCCACAGCAAUGAUGAAAUAUAACAGAAGGAAGAAUGUCAUCACAGCUGACAUCCAGAUCCCCGACUACGAUGUUGAGGCUGGACUUAGGCUGGGUGUUGUUGAUGGAAACACCAAGGGCAAAGGAACCCAUUCCAUCUCUCUUGACUUAAUAAACAAGAACAUCCCUCAGUUGUCCCUGGUUGGCCGUGCCAAACUUAUGGCCAUGAAAGAAGGUAUGCUUCAAGUCCAACUUCUUGUUCCCUCAAUCAAUGCUGACGCCACUGUCACAGCAAACCUGAAACGUGAUGAAGAAAUGGAAUUGGGGCUCAAGAGUGAAAUCAAGGUCAUGGAUGUCACAUCUGAGCAGGAAAUCGCAAUGAAAUAUGACGGCACCAAGAUUGAGGUUGAAGUCAAGUCUGAUGUGAACACUGAGACAACCAGCCUGCCAAAAGCAGACAUCAUUGACAUGUAUGGCAACCAGCUCCUUGACAUGCAGGUCGGGCAGACUGACAUGAAGGUCCGUCACAUCUUCGUGAAGUUUGUGGAGGCGACAAACAACUACAUGGAACAGUAUGGUGCCGAUUUCCCUUACAUCCAGAACUUCAGAGUGCCUGAUAUGCCUGAGAUUUCCCUGCCAGAGAAACUGUACCUGAAUACUGAGGCGAAGGCCGUCUACUACUUCAACAAUGAGCGCUUCAUCAUUUCUGUCCCUCUUCCUCUUGGUGGAAAGUCAACAGAAGAGCUUAACUUCCCACCAGCCUUGACCACACCAACUGUCUCUCUGCCCCAGUUUGGACUGGAGUUUGUCUCUAUGGAAAUUCCUAUCCCAGAGCUUGUUGUCCCUGAGAGCCUUACUCUGGCUAUUCCUCUUUUUGGAAAAGCUGAAGUUUCAGCUCUGAUGAAGAGCAACCUUUACAACAUGGAGGCCUCAAUCGCUGCCGGAAAAGAUGUUGUAGAGACACCAAGCUACUCAGCUAAGUUUGAUGUGAAAGGAACCUCCCCACUCGACAUUCUCUCAGUAAAGAUUGACGGCUCUGGAAUGUUGGCCACUUCUGAUUCCAUCAAGGCUGAAUUGAAAAGCACUUUAGCCCAUAAAUUCAUUGAGGCUAGUAUUAAUAUUGUCGAAGAAGCCACCAUCACAGACAAAAUUAAUUUGAAAACCAGCAGCAAGAUUGAAGUCACAAGCCCCCUCGGUCUCAACAUUGUGCUAGGGCACACUGGUAUGGCAGGAAUCAACACUGAAGAAAUCUCUACUGAUAGCAACCUUGAAGGAAUGUUGAAGCUUGGACCCAUGUAUGGCAAGACCAUUUCAACCCAGUCAUUCACAAUCUCCCCAUUCAAGCCAGAGGCCAAGAUUGAUUCCACUGUUCAGAUUGACUCCACAAUUGUCAAGGCCCAGAACACCAUUGCAGCAACCCUUGCCAAUGGUGAACUGUCAGUGGUUUCCAACACCAAUGCCUAUGAAGACAUUCUGACCAAUGUUGCUGAACUUUCCUUCAAAGAUAGCAAGCUGUCACUUAAAUGUGAUACAAAUGCCAUGCCUCUUGGCAUGAAAAUCCACAAUCAGGCUGAGGCCUCUGCUGGUGCAGGCGAAGUCGUUCUGAGAAUUGAGACAAACGCAGACUACACUGAAAACCGUGUUUACUCUCUAAUGACUGCUUCCCUGAAUACCAAUGGUCUGACCGUGAACAGUGAUGCUACCAUGAAGCUCCUUGAGAAUGAGGCUACUCACAAGGCUACUCUGACAAUGAACAAGGAUGGUUUGACAACAAGUGGAACCACAACCCUUCAGAGCCCCCUUACACUGGAAAACACCUUCAAUGCUGGGCUUGAUGCUUCAAAGGCUUCUCUGUCUGUAAUCAACAAGGCUGUUAUGCGUGACAUCAAAGUUGAUAAUGCCAACACUCUGACGAUUACACUCUCUAGCCUUGACUUCAACUCAAAGGCUGAAGCCACUGCAAGUGAAUAUGCUGCUUACACUCACGAUAUCACCAUCGACCUGAAACCCUACACAGCUUCUGCAAAUGUAAACAACAACCUGAGACUUCUGACAGCCAACUUCAUCAAUGAGGCCCAGCUACAGGCAGAACUUUACAAAAUUGAUCUUACUGGUAGCCUGAAAGCUAUCUAUGGUGAGGAAGAGCUCAAGCACACCUAUCAGGUAAAUUAUGCUGAUAUGGCUGCAAUUGCAAAAUGCAGCACUACUGGAAAGUUCCUUGGAACACACAUGAACCAAAACACUGAGCUUGAAGUUAUAGGUCUUGCUGCCAGGAUUACUAAUGAUGCUCGCUUCAACUCACAGCCAAUGCGCUUUGACCACACCAUCCGUUGCAGUAUUGUUCCUUUUGAUUUCAACCUUGAUGCCAUCUUUAAUGCUGAUGGAGACAUGACCAUGUAUGGAAAGCACAGUGCCCAGCUCUAUGGCAAGUUCCUCCUUAAAGCACAACCCCUGGCAUUAGCUAGCUCACAUGAAAGCAGAGCAUCAUUGACCCAGCAGCUUGAUAAUGGCUUUUCCCUUGAGACAACCUUUGACAACAAGUUGGAUAAUGUUCUAUCACUCCAAGAGCAGAAGACCAGUUUCAGAAUGAAAUCAAAGGUGAAUAAGCAUGCUUUUAACCAGGACAUGAGUAUUUACAACACUGCUGAAAGAAUGGGAAUUGAGGCUUCCAGUGCCUUCCUCACAAACAUCCUCAACACUGACUCCACAGAGAACCAGGAAUUUGCCAUCUCAGGCUUCCUCAAGUAUGACAAGAGCACAGACAGUCAUAUCAUUCAGUUCCCUCUUAUUGAAAAUCUGCCUGCCCUGUUGGAAAGCAUCAAGGGCUUUGUUGUGUAUGCUGGAGAGGCACUGCAAGGUUUCAUUAACAAUGAGGAGAUGAUGGUAAAACUUGAGGCUCUUCAACAAUAUAUAAAUGAAUUUGUUUCUCAAUUGCAUAUAGAAGACAGGGUUAUUCAGAUGAAGCAGUAUUUAAGUGAUUUUUCACAAGAAUAUGUUAUCUCCAUGGAGGAUGUGGAAGCCUGGUUGAUAAAUCUCAAGGCAUCUUUUGAGAAAUUGCUGUCAGAUCUCAGUGUUUCCAUCCAACAAUUUUCCGUUGUGAUUAAGGAGAUCAUUGUCGAUGGCACCCUUACUGAAACACUCAUUCAGACAAUCCAGCACCAUAUGCCUGCCAAGACCAUGGUUGUGUAUGUGAUUGAUUCCGUCUCUGCGAUGAUCCAGCAGAUUGACCUGGAAAAACUUAAGGACAGCAGCAUUGCUUUUUUGAAUGAUUUUGAAACCCAGCAUGAAAUCAAGGCUAAACUGCAGGAGAUAAUGAGGCUUUUGAUAGAAAGAAUUAUGGCCUUUGACAUUCAAGUAUUUGUUGCUGAACUGAAGAGUUACAUGUCAUCUACUGACUUUAAAGCUCACAUUGAUGAACUAGUAAGUCAAAUUCCCACAAAGAUGUUCAUAGAUAUAAAAGAUUAUAUUAGGGAUGUAAUUCAGGACCUCAACAUCCUAGAUGAGAUAAACACAUUAUAUGCUAAUAUGAGAGACCUGAUUGAAAAGUUUGAGCUUGACAGAAAGGUUCAAGCAAUCUUUGAAAAGGUUGCAGAUCUCAUCAAGCAGUUAAAAGUUGAUGACAGCAUCAGGGCUUUAGCCCAGAUGGUGAAUAAUGCAGACAUUCCCACCAAAUUCAUGCAAGUCUUCAAGGGUGCAUUCGACUACUUGAAAGCAACUAAGGUCGAAGAUAUGAUUGCUGAGUUAAAUGUAUAUAUUCACAUUAUUGAGCAGAAAGUACAUUUGUUCGUUUAUAAUGAUUUUGUGGCUCAGGCUAAUCAAAUGAUAGCCGAAUACACUGCUUUUGUAAAUGACCUCAUAGAAUCUCUUGAAAUCCAAAAGAAACUUGAAGCAUCAAGGGACUUUGCCAACUUUUUCUUAAACUCUAUUCAGGAUGCUGUGGAGCAACUGAGAGAAAUUAACAUUACGGAUUUUUUGAAAAAUUUCAAGGAACAAGUUGUGUUAAAUAAUCUAAAGGAAUUUGCUGAAAUUAUAAAGCAGGGAAUUGAAAACCUAGAUCUAAAUGCUAAAAUGACUUCUUAUCUGCAGAUGGCAAUGAAGCCCUAUACUGAGUUUAUAACCACUUUAACUGAUAUGUUCACCAAUAUGGUUGAGAUGAUUAAGAAGGCAGCACCUCAGCAAAAAAUUGUCCAAGAGAUAUUGCAAAUCAUCGAAGGCCUUAUGACUGGUCUGAGGAAUGCUGAAUUUAACACGCCAUCCUUCACCUUUCCUCUCACUGAUCUUUUUGUACCUUCUAUAAAGUUCAGUGUAGACAAGAUCUACCAGUUUGAAUUCCCAAAACAACUGGAUAUCCCUCAGUUCACCAUCAUGGGCUUACACACUGUGCAAGCCACUGCCAUCUCAAUGAAUGACAUUAAACAGAUAUUCAUUGAAUUGAUUGAUUAUCUUCUCAACUGCCAGAUGAAGAUGUUUGAUAUAGGCGCUUCAUUUGGAGACCUGAUCAUGAACUAUAUUCCUGCCCUGCCUAAGUUUUCACUUCCGGAGAUUGCAGUACCUGAGUUCUCUUUUCCCACCCUUCCCAGUGUUCAAGCAGAGAAACUAGUUGAGACUCUUCAACUUCCACCAUUCAAGCUGCCAGAAAUUCCUUGUGAGAUCAGGAUUCCUGGAUUUGGUAAAAUGAGUUAUGAAAUGAAAGUCAACACUCCCAUCUACACAAUUAGGAAUGCUGCUGAAAUUCAGAGGUCUCUUGAUGUAGAUGGGACUCCUCAGCUGACUGCUUUCCUGACUUCUCAAGGUACAUCUAUUGGCUUUGAAAUCCUUAACUUUAACCUGGAUUCCACUGCCCUUAUUGCCGUUCCCGGGGGGCGUUUGAUUGCUGCUGAGACCCUUAAGGUCACUCAUGAAUUUCUGAUUGUAAACCACGAUGUCUCAAUGACAUUUUCUGACCUCUCAGCCCAGGUCUCAGUUAAGACCAUACUUAAGUCCACCACUGGACCUUACAAUGCUGAGCUUUUAAACGAAGCUUUCUUAGCUACUAAUGGUGGUUUAUCUGCCACUAUGGACACUUCCUAUAAACAUGUGGUCAACCUACCCAUCAUUGGCCUCACUGGUGAGGCAUCUGUAACUCAAAAGGCUGUUGUUCAGCAGGAAGGUACCUCCAUUACAGUAACUGUGGGUAAUGAGGGUACUGCCUCCCUCAACUCUCAAGAGAAUUCCCACAAGAGUGACCUUCGGGUCACAGUCAAUCCAAGUAUAGUCAAAUUCACCUUCAACAGUGAUACAGAUACAUUUUUAUUAAAAACCAGACAGACCCUGAGUGCUGACUUGGUCAUCUUCAGCUACUUCAAGUUUGAUAUUCGCUCUGAAGCAGAAGGCCCUGCCAUCAAAAACAACCUUUUGGUGGGAGCCGUAAAUGCUAAUCUGCAUGACAUGAAGCUUGAGCUGAAAGCAACCCAUAGCACAGAUUUGAAUGGUCUGGUCAACGGAGCCCUAUACAGUGUGAUUGAUGUAACGCUCAGUCCCACGGAGAUUGUGUUUAGCCUGCAGAAUAAAGGAAACACAAAGGUUAGUUUGAAUGAUGCUCUUGCUGUUAAAAUUGAUCUGCAGAAUGAUUACUCAGCAACCUUCAGGCCUGACACACAUCAUAUGAACACAAUAGCUCUGGCACGUUUUAAUCAGUACAAGGUUUUCUGGAACGUAACUGUAGAUAACAAUGAGAGGGAGGCUGCCAUUCUUACUGCUAUAGAAGGGGAAGCAAACCUUGAUUUCUUGACAUCAUCCAUCAGCAUUCCUGAGAUUAAUAUUCCAUUUGUUAAUUUAAAUACUCCAGCUAUCAGUGAUUUGAACUUGUAUGAGGAAACUGGAUUGAAGGACAUUUUGACAACCACUGAACAAACUGUAGAUGUAAAUGCCAAGGUUGUUUAUACGAAGAGCCAAGCUGCCCCACUUGUUGAUAUGAUGGGUCUUAUCCAGAUCCACCCUGUCGGCAACCUGAUCACAGAUCUGUCUUUCAAGUCUGCCAUCAUUAAUUUGAAUGCCAAUGCUGGACUGUUUGCUGAGGAUGAUCUUGUGUUCCGUCUGGGAGCUACCACAGCUUCUGUGUUUGAGAGUUUAAAAGUCAAACUUGAUGGCACCACAAGUCUCACCACUAAGAGAGGAAUCAAAUUGGCCAAUUCACUAUCCCUUGAAAAUCAGCACAUUGAAGGAACUCAUGACAGCACGUUCAGUGUGAACACUGAGACCCUUGAAACUGUUGUGUCUGUGGCUACAGUUGCAAAGAUUGCUCUGCCCAUACUCAACCUGGAAGCAAACCAAAAUCUGAUUGCUGACACCAAAACCAAACCAAAUGCUCUGUCCACCUUUAGGAUAAUAGGUGAUUUCAAAAUCCCGGUGAUUAAGGCGGUUGGAAAGGCUGAGAUGGACCAUAGGCUUAAACUGGAGGGAACCUUUGAAUACGCCUCCAUGGAGUCAUCCACAAGGGCAAAUAUGGAUGGUACAGUGCUUGAAGAUUUUCUAGUUUUUGGAUUACUGGAUAAUGAAAUCAAUGUGUAUCUGAAUACUGAUGGCUUACGCUCAGUUUCCAAAGUUAUUGCAGAUGCCAAACUUAAUCACGGCACAACCAAAGUCAUUGGCAUGGAUGUAAAUGAGAGUCUUGAAGUUGAAGCCUCCCUGAGCCGUGUGUAUACCGUGCUGAAGUAUAUCAGCAACAACGAGGCAAACUUGUUAAAUUUAUACAAUAAUAGGAAUUUACACAACAAUGGGAAGCAUAUUGUUCAGACAACCAUUGACUUUGCACCAACAUCUUCAUUGACUGCAAGUAUGGAGACUGAAAUAUCCCAGACAAGCAACCUGGGUGACCUCUCCAUCUUUGGGAAAACAAUUGCUGAAGUAACAGCUGACAAGCAGAAGAUUUCAACAAAUGCCAAGUUUGUCAGCCCAGUUUACACCUCAAACCUUGCUGCUGAAUUGGAUGGCGGUGCACCUGAAUUCAAGGUUGACUUUAAGUCAUCUGCCACAUCUGCCAUUAUCUUCUUGGAAUAUGACAUGGACUCUUCCAUUACCCUAAACUUGGAGGAUGCUGGAGUAAGAUUGACUGGUAAAGGGGUUUUCACCCACAGCGACCUAACCAUGGACAUUCAACACAUUCUUUCCCAUACACUAAGUGACUCCCGCCUCACCCUUAAUGUGGACGUAACUAGCCCCUCCUUCACUGACAUGAACUUGCGUUAUGCUGUCCGCAAAGAUGGAAUCAGUUGCACAAUUUCAAUACCUUCUUCUGGCUUUCUGGGUCUUCACCUCCAUGGCAGGAUCCCAUCUCUGAUGAAUGCCAGGCUUUAUGGUCGUUAUGCCUCUGAUCCUGGGAAGGAUGUUGAUAUCGUCACCAUUCGAGCCUCCGUCAAAGAAGCUGAUAAAAUAAAUCUGAAGAUGGUAAUAAACAUGGAGGCCCAUGACAUCAUGCUCAACGGAUUUCAGGAAAGGCUUCCUGCCAUUACCGCUAGUAUGUCCAGCUUUGUUGAGAAAUACCACCUGUCAAGACAUGCUGCUCAGCUGAAGAACUUUAUUAUCUACUACACUGAGGAGGCCCACAAUAUUGCAAACAACCAUGCCCCAGAUCUGAGCCAUGUUUCCAUCCUCUUUAGGAACACUGUUGUUCAGUAUCAGAAGACUGUUCUGUUAUUACUGGAUGCUACCAUCAAUGUCCUGAAGGAGACCAAGGUUAAAUUGCCUGGCUCUGAGGAGAUGACCCCUCUCAUUGAUGUGCUCAAUAAGAUGACAGCUAGCAUAACUUCUUGGUUGGAGAAGACAUUUAACUUUGUGGCUGGUAAUGCAGAAUACACAUUCAGUGUAGUAACUGGCCUUUUCAGUAAGAUAGAGGUCAAAAUGCCCAAUGGUGAUGUUAUGACUAGUGCCAAGAUAAUCGAUGAGAUAAGGGAAAGGAUAAGGACUAUUACUAACUAUAUUAUGGAUCUUUUGAAAAACCCAGAUAGUCUAGAUAUUUUCCUGGUGAACCUUGGUGACACUCUUAAAUUCUUUGUUGACGAAGCUCAAAACUUUGUUGGCAACACCCUUAAGUCUGAUUUCCUUGAUGCUAUUGCUGUCUACCUUAAUGCUUUCCAUGAGGAACUCACUAGAUUAAUGAGAACAGAUUUGGACAUAGAGUUUCUAAAGGGCACCAUUGAUUACAUUCUCACGGUUUUCAGAUCUGCAGUGAAUCAUUUUAACAAAACCUUUUCUGACUAUCUGCAUCAAGCUCCUGCUCCGUGGAAAUUUUAUGUAAAAGUAAAGGAUGGAAAGCUUGAGAUUAACCUGUAAAUCCAACUGAACAAGUAAGCUGCAGAUUUAAAUAACUGUUUAAUUUGCUUCUAUAUAAUUUAAACAUAUAUGUAAGUUAUGUUGUGAAAAUUCUAUACAAACACAAAGUGUCAUUUUUAAUUGUAAUUAAAAAUAAAAUAUAUGGUAAAACAUGUACUCAAGGUGUUACUUGUAACUUGUAAAACCAAUGUUUUUCAAGUUUGAUUUUAUUGUGUGUGUGUGUGUGUGUGUGUGUGUGUGUGUGUGUGUGUGUGUGUGUGUGUGUGUGUGUGUGUGUGUGUGUAUGUGUGUGUGUAUGUGUGUGUGUGUUUUCGAGUUGCCUUAAAUAAAGUGCAUUGACUGAA
This is a messenger RNA of Labrus mixtus (cuckoo wrasse), 11725 nucleotides long. Its product is annotated as apolipoprotein B-100-like. The coding region runs from base 30 to 11381 and encodes 3783 amino acids. Lineage: Eukaryota; Metazoa; Chordata; Actinopteri; Labriformes; Labridae. Gene Ontology annotation, cellular component: very-low-density lipoprotein particle; mature chylomicron; low-density lipoprotein particle. The record is from RefSeq and is a predicted model, not a curated record. The transcript is spliced from 28 exons. Gene Ontology annotation, biological process: cholesterol transport; lipoprotein transport; triglyceride mobilization. Gene Ontology annotation, molecular function: cholesterol transfer activity; low-density lipoprotein particle receptor binding.